This is a messenger RNA of Aspergillus campestris IBT 28561, 691 nucleotides long. RefSeq lists its product as uncharacterized. The transcript has a single exon. The record is from RefSeq and is a predicted model, not a curated record. The coding region runs from base 136 to 609 and encodes 157 amino acids. Lineage: Eukaryota; Fungi; Ascomycota; Eurotiomycetes; Eurotiales; Aspergillaceae.
UGGUCAGCGACAUGGAAUCCCAUGGCGAUAGAGAUACAUACCAGUUUCGGCGAUGUUCGUGGCAAUCACAAUCUUCCGAGUGCCUUCAGGCGGCACAUUGAAGGCCUUCUCCUGGUCCUCGCUAGCAAUUGAGGAAUGCAAAGCAUGUAUGAUCCAAUUUCUUUGGAAGGUUGGCUCCCCAAGCAAAUCGUCGUUGAGCCGGCGAAUUUCCGCCAUACCGGGCAUGAACACCAGGAUGGCUUUGCUGUAAUGUGUCAUUUCAGGCGCAGUAGCGAUCUUGAUCAACAGUCGCUUGAUCAGUUGGUAGUCCAUGCGGUAUUCGUCGAAAUUCAAGACUGUCUCCCGGGUCUGCUUGGAAUAUCCUUCGAGCGUUGCCAGUGCGCCACCCGUCUGGUCUCCCUGGACGUUUUCCGGCGUCAUCUCGUCAACCUCGUCAUCGACAGUGGUGUUGGCAUCCUCUUCCGACAAGCGAUAGUUGGUCAUUUCGAUGGCAUCCUCCAAGUAUUUCAUCUCGACCGGGAAUGUCCGUCCCGGGAUGUUCAGCACAGGAACACCGCCAAGGUAAGUCGAGAAGCGCUGGGCGUCGAGAGUGGCGGACAUGAGAAUUAACUUCAAAUCAGGCCUCUUCUGCAUCAACCGCCGGAGGACAACGAGCAAGAAAUCGCUGUCGAUGGUCCGCUCGUGCACCUCA